This is a messenger RNA of Trematomus bernacchii (emerald rockcod), 2277 nucleotides long. RefSeq names its product zinc-binding protein A33-like. Gene Ontology annotation, molecular function: zinc ion binding; protein binding. The record is from RefSeq and is a predicted model, not a curated record. Lineage: Eukaryota; Metazoa; Chordata; Actinopteri; Perciformes; Nototheniidae. The transcript is spliced from 7 exons. Bases 24 to 1631 code for a protein of 535 amino acids.
UGGAGACCACCAGCGGCCCCACCAUGAGCUGCCAAUCCUUCCUCCCUGUCUCCCUUCACCAAGCCGAGGCAGAAGACCUCGCCUCACCGCUCUACUCGUUUGACUCUCAGGAGCCGUGUGAGGAACACGAAGAGAGCCUGACCAUGUUCUGUUUGGAUGACCUGGAGCCUUUAUGUGAACACUGUGCAGCUGUGAGCCACGCAGGACACAGAGUUUACCUCCUGACUGAGGCUGCUACUGACUGCAAGGAGGAGUUGAAAACAUCACUAAAUGGACUGAAGAAGAGGAGGGUGCAAUUUGAGAAAGUCACACAGAACUGUGAACAUGCAUCCAGACAUAACCAGGCUGAGGCCGAACUCACAGAGGAGCACAUGAAGAAGGAGUUUGAGAGCCUUCACCAGUUUUUGAGAGAGCAGGAAGCAGCCAGGCUGCUCGCCCUCAGGGAGGAACAGAAGGAGAAAAAGAGAGAGGCAGAAAAACAGGUAGAUGAAAUGAAUCAGCUGAUAACAUCUCUGGAGGAGAAGGUACAACUGGUGGAAGAGGAGCUAGAUGCAGGAGGAGAAGGGGCUGGAUUUUUAAAGCAAUACCAAGACACAAUGAAUAGUACCUGUACAGGUGACAGGGAACCACAGAAGGUUUGCAGACCUCUGAUAGAUGUGGCCAAACACCUGGGAAACCUCCAGUAUGCUGAAUGGGAGAAGAUGAAACACAUUGCCCCCUACACGCCUGUGACCCUUGACCCCAGGACAGCAGGCCAGUCUCUGAGGGUGUCUCCCGGGUUAAACAGUGUCCAUAUCACCCCUGGACCCUCACAGUGUCUGGAUGUCCCAGCUGACCCAGAAAGUGUCCACCCUUAUUCCUGCAUCAUGGCGAGAGAGGGCUUUGACUCAGGAGUGCACUGUUGGGAUAUUGAGGUUGGUGACACCAACAGUUGGGCAGUCGGUGUGGCUGCUCACUCAGUGUCCAGAGGUGCAGAUAUUAUGGCCUGUCCCGAGGCAGGACUCUGGUGUAUCAGCCUGCGAGAAGGCGAGUACCUGGCUCUGACCGCUCCCACUCAGAAACUCAACUCACAACACCUCUCUAAGCUCCGUGUGAGGCUGGACUGGGAUGAAGGGACGCUUGCAUUCUUGAACACUGAUACUGAAACACAUAUUUUCACGUUCAAACAUCGCUUUACUGAAAAGGUGUACCCAUACUUUGAGAGUACAUCGUUGUGUGGGGGCUUUUCAGUGUUGGCACAGAGAGUGAAGGUCAGCCUGGGGUCAGAUGAUGUCCCUGAAGAGGACACUGCUAUCCUUGAGGAGGAUCAGGUGAUAACAAAUGACUCCUGGAAACAGGGAGACAUUAACGCUCUUUCAACAAAAAGCAAGAAGUGUGAACGUCUGAAUGAAGACAAGAAAUCCAAACCUCAGGGGGGCACCUUGAAGAACCAUAUCAUUAAAACAAAACCCGCUGAGCAAAAGUCGAAAGAUAACAAAGCCAAAAAACAGAGCAGCAAACCCAGGUUCAGUGUGACCUACCAUGUGUCACUGAACAGAGCCCUAAACAUCAUCAACAAUGAGUCUGACAGUCACAAACAAAUCCAGAUGAAUCAUGUUGAUCAUUUGGUUAAUCAUGCAUGUGUUGAAUAACAAGAGCCCACAGCCAUAAUGAAUUACAAUGCCAUCAUUACCAUUCGUACUAAUGUUAUUCUUGGUUUUAAGUUAUGCUAGAAGCUUGCCUCCAGGAUUGGAAAUUACAAUCAGUGAUUGCCGUGUUUUCAGACAGUCAUGUUCCCUAGAGGGUGAAUCCUGAUGAUUUUGGUGAUCCCUUGACUUUUCAUUAGAGCCGACAAGAGGUUGACAUUUGUAUUUUCUUUAAAAUGUCCCAACUAGUGGAUGUAUUGCCAUGCCAUUUGGUACGUACAAUCGUGUAUUUGUCAGACGGAAAUGUUAUUCAUUUGAUGAUUCCUGGACUCAGCAUUUAGCCUCAUGUGGCCGAUAUUUCAAUUUGUCCAGUAUUUUGGUUUAUUAACAAAUACCUGCAAAAUGAAUACCUCUAUGGUUCUCAUCACUUGGACUCUGUGUUUGGUGCUUAUAGCAAAUGUUACUUCACUGUCAGCUGCUAGCAUAGGUGUACUCUUAGUCUGGUUUUAAAUACAUUAUGAGUUGAUUAUAUUUAAUGUUGUUUUAUAUUGUGAUACAAAUAUAUAUUUGCUGUGAGCUCAUCAGUAUUUUACCUUCUGGAAUUGAUUUACAUCCCAACAACAGAAGAUACAAAAAGAAGUUUUACAAAUCU